Penicillium soppii is the source of this 348-nucleotide messenger RNA. RefSeq lists its product as uncharacterized. The record is from RefSeq and is a predicted model, not a curated record. NCBI's taxonomy places the organism in Eukaryota, Fungi, Ascomycota, Eurotiomycetes, Eurotiales, Aspergillaceae. The transcript has a single exon. The coding region runs from base 1 to 348 and encodes 115 amino acids.
AUGGGAAUUUUACUUUGUGGCCACAUAUUUCCAUCAAUCUUAGAUACUGGGUUCGCGUACGAGGGUACUGAGGCGCAGGAUGGUUGGCAGGACGCAGAACCAGACCUCGGCGGUCAGAUGGCCAUUGCGGCCCAGCGCCGCAAAUUCGGACGGAGAGAGCAGAAGAGCACGAGACGGAGCGCGGUGCCAAACCGAAGAGUAACUUCGCCAAACCACGGAGCGAAGCUGAUUUCGUCGCCGCUUGUGCCGUGUGCGAGGUCGCGCUGGUGGUUCAUUCGCACUGACAUUGUUAUCGCGAGUGACAGGUUCAUCCCUCCAACGAACGAGGAUGCGGUUGAUUUGGAGUAG